CCCAUUAGCACUAAAGAGGAUGACCCAAACCAUUCAGUCAUUUGGAAAUGAUCAUCACCCACCCUGUGUCUCACAUCAGCGAUUAAGAUAGAAUAUGACCCAUCAAGACAGCAGCCUUUCCUGAAUGUUUAUGUCAGGCAGUUAACAGUCAACAUCCUACACACAGCACUUCACCCCUCCACGCCCCUGCUGCUGGCACAGACACUCCAACAUUAAACCAUUUUUAUCCUGCCUGGUGUUUACUAGAAGCCUCCAGCCUCGGCACUUGGGAUGUCACCAAUAUCUUUAAGUGGGAAGCAUCUGGGUAUGUGGGGGUGACAACAGAGGCAGAGGUUACUGGCUGUCAAGUCUGGAGACAUGAGCUGUAUCAGAGGCUUGUGACAGCCUAGAUGGAUCUGGCCAGGAGGCUACUCAUCUUCCAAAUCUCGUCACUAGAUCUGUGAGGUGUUGCAUCCUAAAAUAGUCAGACAGAGAGAGUAUAAAGACACCCACAGGGACGCUUGGCCUUCAGAGGAACUCCACUGUCGUUACACAGGGGGACACUGGACAGCAAGAGAGCCACACUGAGAAGCACUGCUUGAUCUUUCUGCAGGAAAACAACUGCCCUUGCUUAUUUUUAAGACUUUUUUUUUUGCAAGAACUAAGGAAAGUCCAAGUCUGACCAGGAUGAAGUACUAUCAGUGUCCCAUGACCCAGAGCAUGAAGAUCAAGGCUUACACCCAGGACUGUGGUGUCCCAGUUAGCUGCAAAAGCUCAGCUUCGCUGAAGCCAAGCCGCAGUGUGCACUUCCCCAAUGACAUCGUCUUCCAGGACUAUGUGCGACACGGCGAGCUGGAGAGGAUUGGACUUUUCAUCCGAGCCAGAAGAGUCAACCUGGACACCAUCUACCAUUCUGGCAUGGCUGCCCUUCAUGAGGCCGUCCUGUCUGGGAACUUGGAGUGUGUAAAGCUGCUAGUCCACUACGGAGCAGAUAUCCACCAGAGGGAUGAAGAGGGAUGGACCCCACUGCACAUGGCCUGCAGCGAUGGCUUCCCACAUAUUGCACGCUACCUUCUCUCGCUGGGUGCCGACCGUGAGCUGGAGAACGACUGCGGAGAGAAGCCAGCUGACCUCAUUGAACCAGACAACAAGGAGCUGCUGGAACUCUUCGGGCUGGCUGUCAACGACUGAGAACAUCUGGCUUUAAAGCCACAAUCUCGUCUCAAACCUACUGACCAGUCACCUGUCUGUUCUGCGGGGAAAAGCCAGAAAAAGCCACUUCAGUCCAAUAUCCUGAUUUUGUGAGCUGCUUCAGCUCUGGGUGUCAAGGACUGUGGAUGUGUGGUGGAGGGAGGGCUGACAGAGCCUGCUGCUGCCUCCUGAAAGGAGAGAACUUCUGCUGGCAGGGGAUGGCCACUGAUCUCCAGCAGGGCAGAUGUACUAUAUUCUGUGAGAGGUCUUCCGGUCUUUUUUUAAAGUAAACUUAAUGAAUGAUUUUAUAUGGCAUGUCGCUGGAAUUAGGAUGGCUUCUGAAUGUUGAAACUUGUGUUGCCACUCAGCUCAUUAGCAACUCUCUGAAAGCUAAGAGUGGCAAACCAUACAGGCUUGUGUUGACUGCCAACUGUUUACAGUUAAUCAGAAGUUAUAAUCACUCUGUUUUUUUUAUUUUAAUUCUUUAAUUCUGAUUGUAUUGAA
Molecule: messenger RNA, 1674 nt
Organism: Micropterus dolomieu (smallmouth bass)
Lineage: Eukaryota; Metazoa; Chordata; Actinopteri; Centrarchiformes; Centrarchidae
Gene: ppp1r27b
Product: protein phosphatase 1, regulatory subunit 27b
Exons: 3
Coding region: 667-1170 (167 amino acids)
Molecular function (GO): phosphatase binding
Source: RefSeq, a predicted model, not a curated record